AUGUGUCUGAAUAGGAAAAGAGAUGAGACUCUUCCUAAUUCAACAGCAAAUCUCAUUCCUAUCAGAAGUAAGGAUGACCUUCAUUCAGUAGUACCCCCACUAGUGGAAAACCCCUCUUCUACACCAUCAUACCUCACCCUCACUGUGGUGUCAUCCAGCAGAAGCAUAGUAGUCCCUACACCUCAUACUUCACCACUCCAGUUAGCCACCAAACCUCUACCAGCUGAAUUGGCAAGCAGCAGUCCCACAGUCAGGCCCAGUUUCCUUUCAGGAAUCUUCAAUUCUCCCAAAUUAAUCAACCCACCAGUUCCCACAGAACAAUACCCAGUCCCCGUUCAAACAGAACCCAAACCAGAAUUACCCAGAUCUCCAGUCAAUCUUGAUCUAGAAGAGGAUCCAGCCAAUAGACAUCCAAACAACCCAGAUGACAGCAAGCCCAAACCCAGUGAUCAAGAAGAUGAAGAUGACAUGGCAGAUAACAACAAUGGAGCAGUCAACAAGCCCAACCAAUUUGAAGGAGAUAAGGGAAAGAGCAAAGAAUUCUUGAAUGAAUUAUACAUGUACUUGUUAAGGGACCUGACAACUGAGGAUCAGGAGUUCAACUGUUAA
Molecule: messenger RNA, 609 nt
Organism: Fibroporia radiculosa
Lineage: Eukaryota; Fungi; Basidiomycota; Agaricomycetes; Polyporales; Fibroporiaceae
Exons: 1
Coding region: 1-609 (202 amino acids)
Source: RefSeq, a predicted model, not a curated record